Messenger RNA from Scophthalmus maximus (turbot), 4813 nucleotides. RefSeq names its product phosphorylase kinase, alpha 2 (liver) (gene phka2). The record is from RefSeq and is a predicted model, not a curated record. Bases 299 to 4000 code for a protein of 1233 amino acids. Gene Ontology annotation, molecular function: calmodulin binding. The transcript has 32 exons. NCBI's taxonomy places the organism in Eukaryota, Metazoa, Chordata, Actinopteri, Pleuronectiformes, Scophthalmidae. Gene Ontology annotation, cellular component: phosphorylase kinase complex. Gene Ontology annotation, biological process: glycogen metabolic process.
GUUUUUCUCUCUCGCCAGAAUUCAUCUAGUUAGUCACGUGCUGACGUCUGCGGAUCUCUGACCGUGCAACCUCACGUAUGUUCCUCUGCAAGAACCGACUCCACGCCUCAAGCCCCUGACGAGCAUCCCGACGCGAGUGUGUGUGGUGUGGCGAUCUGUGAGCUCAAGGUUAGAUGUUCUGUCAAAAACAGCUGGAUGCUACUCGGCUAGCGAGCCUGUAGCGGAGAGCAGCUUCUGCAGAGCGGUGGAGGUGUCCGGUUCAAAAUCCUCGCUGCAGCACCGGAAGUGAUCGGCGAGGAUGCGGAGCCGCAGUAACUCAGGAGUGAGGCUGGAUGGAUACGCCAGGCUGGUCCAGGAGACCAUCCUGCGCCACCAGAACCCAGUGACGGGACUUCUGCCCGCCAGUGCCCAGCAGAAGGAUGCCUGGGUGCGGGACAACGUGUACAGUGUCCUGUCUGUGUGGGGGCUGGGCAUGGCCUACCGAAAGAAUGCAGACCGCGAUGAAGACAAGGCCAAGGCCUACGAACUGGAGCAGAGUGUGGUGAAACUGAUGCAGGGGCUUCUACAGUGCAUGAUGAGACAGGUGGCCAAGGUGGAGGAGUUCAAACACACCCAGAGUACAACAGAUUGCCUGCAUGCCAAGUAUGACACUCCCACCUGUGCCACGGUGGUCGGGGACGACCAGUGGGGGCAUCUCCAGGUGGAUGCCACCUCCAUUUACCUGCUGAUGCUGGCAGAGAUGACGGCUUCAGGUCUUCGUAUCAUCUCAAACCUGGAUGAGGUGGCCUUUAUCCAAAACCUGGUCUUCUACAUAGAAGCUGCCUACAAAGUGGCGGACUAUGGGAUGUGGGAGCGAGGGGACAAGACCAACCAGGGGAUCCCCGAGCUCAAUGGCAGCUCCAUAGGAAUGGCUAAGGCAGCUCUGGAGGCCAUAGAUGAGCUGGAUCUUUUUGGCGCCCACGGAGGACCGAAGUCAGUCAUCCAUGUUUUGCCUGAUGAUGUGGAACAUUGUCAGUCCAUCCUGUGCUCCAUGCUGCCGAGAGCUUCCACGUCAAAGGAGAUAGACGCUGGUCUUCUGUCGGUCAUUUCCUACCCCGCCUUUGCUGUUGAGGAUCCUGAACUGGUGGCCAUCACCAAGUCAGAAAUCAUAAGCAAACUGCAGGGUCGCUUUGGCUGCUGCCGCUUCAUCAGGGAUGGAUACCGUUGUCCCAAAGAGGAUCCAUCUCGGCUGCACUACGAUCCUGCCGAGCUCAAGCUGUUUGAGAACAUCGAAUGUGAAUGGCCCGUGUUCUGGACCUACCUCAUCCUGGACGGUAUCUUUGCCGGAGACCAAGUGCAGGUGCAGGAGUACCGCGAUGCACUGGAAGGCAUCUUGAUCAGAGGGAAGAACGGCAUCAAACUGGUGCCUGAACUUUAUUCUGUACCACGUGACAAGGUGGAGGAGGAGUACAGCAGUCCUCACUCGGUGGACAGAGUGGCAAUGGGGCAGCUGCCGCACAUGUGGGGACAGUCGCUCUACAUCUUGGGCUGUCUUCUGGCUGAGGGGUUUUUAGCACCAGGAGAGAUAGAUCCUCUCAACAGGAGAUUCUCUACAAACUUCAAGCCAGAUGUCGUGGUACAAGUUUGUGUUCUUGCUGAGUCGGAGGAGAUCCAGGAGCUGUUAUGUGAUCAUGGGAUAACGGUCCAGACGAUGUCAGAAGUUUUGCCUAUCAGGGUCAUGCCUGCUCGCAUCUUGAGCCAUGUCUACGUCAGACUGGGGAACUGCAAGAAACUGAAUUUGAGUGGGAGGCCCCACAGACACAUUGGAGUCCUAGGAACAUCCAAAUUUUACGAGAUCAGAAAUCGCUUCUAUAUAUUCUGCCCCCAGUUUCUGGAUCAGCACCAUUUCUACCUGGCACUGGACAACCAGAUGAUUGUGGAGAUGUUACGGACCGAGCUGGCCUACCUCUCCUCUUGCUGGAGGAUGACAGGACGACCCACGCUCACUUUCCCCAUCACCCGCAGCAUGCUGGUUGAAGAUGGAGAUGCGAUUGAUCCAUGUAUCCUAGCAACCCUCAGGAAACUACAGGAUGGCUAUUUUGCUGGAGCGAGGGUGCAGAUGUCCGACCUCUCCAGUUUCCAGACAACUUCGUUCCACACUCGCCUCAGUUUCCUGGACGAAGAGAACGACGACAGCCUACUGGAGGAUGAAGACGAGGACGACUUUGGGGACGAAUAUGGAGAAUAUCACAAAUCUGGUCCCUCAGAGGGCUCGGAAGACAUGUUUGACCAGUACCUCACGCAGCUCCUCCACAGCACCAACACCAAGAGCCACCUUCCUCCCAUCCAGAGGGGGCAUCACCACGUCUUCAGUGCCGAACACACCACAAGAGACAUUCUGUCUCUCAUGGCCCAGGUGCAGGGCCUGAACAUACCCAAGUCUUCCAUGUAUCUACCUGUGGCUCCUAUCAAGAACCAACACCGCAAAUCUCUCAACCUUCUCGAUGUUCCUCAUCCUCAGCAUGGCUCACAUGCAAGGCAGCACAAGCCCCACAGUGUGGCCGACCUGCACCUGCCUCGGGACGCUCAGGGCAACACCGACUUUGCGGCGUUGGUGAGGCAGCUGAAAGAGUGUCCCACUCUGCAGGACCAGGCGGACGUCCUCUACAUUCUCUACGUGAUGAAAGGAGCUGAUUGGCUGGUGGAGCUGUCAGGUCCUGGGCAGGGUGGGAUCAGCGUGCGUUCACUGUUAGAAGAGCUCUAUGUACAAGCUGGAGCCUGCAAAGAGUGGGGUGUCAUCAGGUACACCUCGGGAAUACUACGCAAGAGAGUGGAGGUCCUCGCUGAGGCCUGCACAGAUCUUAUUUCCCAUCACAAGCACCUGACCGUGGGUCUACCUCCUGAACCCAGGGAAAGAGUCAUCACUGUGCCACUUCCUCCCGAUGAGUUGAACACUCUCAUCUAUGAAGCCAGCGGCCAGGACAUCAGUAUCGCUGUACUCACUCAGGAAAUCAUGGUCUAUCUCGCCAUGUACGUGCGCUCCCAGCCUGCUCUGUUCGGGGACAUGCUGCGACUCAGGAUAGGCCUCAUCAUGCAGGUGAUGGCCACUGAGCUGGCUCGCAGUCUGCACUGUUCCGGGGAGGAGGCAUCUGAGAGCUUGAUGAGUCUGAGUCCAUUCGACAUGAAGAGCCUCCUGCAUCACAUCCUCAGUGGCAAAGAAUUUGGGGUUGAGAGGAGCAUGCGCCCAAUCCAGUCGACGGCCGCCAGUCCGGCCAUCUCCAUCCAUGAAUUAGGCCACACUGGUGCCACCAAGACCGAACGCACAGGAAUACACAAACUGAAGAGUGAGAUAAAGCAGAUCGUCAGCGGUGGUUUCUCCUUAAGUAGCAAUGUCACUUCUCCUCGCUCCACGCGCUGCAGCAGCCCCUCCACCCCCAGUGGAAUCCUGUCCCCAGUGGGCCCUGGUCCGGCGGACGGACAGCUGCAGUGGGAGGAGAGGCAGGGCCAGUGGCUGAGGAGACGCAGGCUGGAUGGAGCCAUCAACAGAGUACCGGUGGGUUUCUACCAGAAGGUCUGGAAGAUCCUGCAGAAGUGCCACGGGCUGUCCAUCGAUGGAUACGUGCUGCCUUCUUCAACCACAAGAGAGAUGACAGAAGGAGAAAUCAAGUUUGCGGUGCAGGUGGAGUCCGUCCUGAACCACGUCCCCCAGCCAGAGUACCGGCAGCUGCUUGUCGAGACCGUGAUGGUUCUCGGCCUGGUAGCCGACGUGGACGUGAACAGCAUCGGUGGCAUCAUCUAUGUGGACCGCAUCCUGCAUUUGGCCAAUGACCUCUUCCUCAACGACCAGAAAUCUCACAGUGCCAGUGAUUAUUUCCUGGAGAAGGAUCCGGCGACCGGGAUCUGCAACUUUUUCUACGAUAGCGCCCCCAGUGGCAUCUAUGGAACCAUGACGUAUCUGUCCAAGGCAGCGAUCACUUACGUCCAGGAUUUCCUGCCAAGUUCCAGCUGCCUGAUGCAGUGAACUUGGAGAAAGACUCUCAUAGGUCAAAGGCAGUAUCAGCUCAUACGAUCCGUGAGGUGCUUGGAAGUAUUUACUCAAUAACCAGUGAAUGAACUCAAUAGCUCUCUCACAUUAAUGUGACGUCAUAUCCUUGGCAGCUGGUUGCAUAUUAUUAUAUACAAAUUUAUUUUCUCUUUGGGGUCCACACUGUGAACUUAUUUAUUAUUAUAAACAUGCUAUUCAGAUGUACGUUUACAGAACUUACUGACAUGCAUUUUAUUUAAACUCAAGUCUGACAGAGAUAUACAAACCUCUUAGUGUACUUGGUGUUGUUUGUGAGAAUAUAAUGUAAACUGUUCAUAUGCCCAGCGGUUAUCAGAGUCAACAUUUUCCUAAUUUCUUCACACAUUCCUCACAAACCAAUAAUUUGUACUUCUAUCUUCUGCCUCCAUUACCAUUUAGUUUGAUCUGUGUUUAGUGUUAUAAAAAUGUAUUGUUCAAUUGUAAUUAGUAAUUUCCCUCCCACAAAUGACUAAUUUGUGGAAGGGAAUUAACACAAAUAUUUACCUCUGGUAGUAUUGCUUAAUUUACAUAUUAAGGAAUACUACAGACCUAAUAAUUCAGUGCUGAUUUUACUGACACUUCCUGUAUAAAUAUUUGUGUAAGGGGCACAAUAAUCAUAGUUUUGAAUAGCUUUGAAUGCCUGUAUGUUUAUGUCCUUGCAGAUGUGCAUGAUUGUCACUCCCAAACUUUCGUUACUAAUGAGGCGAAUCUUUUAAGUUUAAGGUAUUGAGGGUUUUGUUGUGUAGUUUUAUAAACUGAAUAUACACAAUA